Messenger RNA from Wallemia mellicola CBS 633.66, 1131 nucleotides. RefSeq lists its product as hypothetical. Gene Ontology annotation, molecular function: small GTPase binding. The transcript is spliced from 3 exons. Gene Ontology annotation, biological process: Golgi organization; endoplasmic reticulum to Golgi vesicle-mediated transport. The annotation marks the transcript as partial. The record is from RefSeq and is a predicted model, not a curated record. Lineage: Eukaryota; Fungi; Basidiomycota; Wallemiomycetes; Wallemiales; Wallemiaceae. Gene Ontology annotation, cellular component: Golgi apparatus.
GAUAAGAUACUAUCAGAAUUAAAGCAAGUUAAGGCUGAUAAGUUAAAGUUAGAAGGUCAAUAUAGAAACCUCCUAGGUAAAUUAUCAAGUAUGCGGGAUACACUCGGGGAGAAGUUAAAGGAAGAUGCUGAAGAGUUGGAUAGAAGAGAGGUACAAAUAAAUGCACUCACAGAGACUAAUGACAAGCAAACGGCCAAAGUUGCUGAACUCGAGAGUUCCUUACAAGAUCAGGAAGACAGAAAUGCUCAGCUCUCGAACGAUCUGAGCACUCUCAGAGCUAGAAUAAGCAGCUCAGAAAAAGCUAGCACUGAUGAAUCAUCUCAGAUGCAAUCCAGAUUGAGGGAUUUAGAGAAAAUACUCGAUAAAGUUAAGAUGGAGAGAGAGGAAUGGCAGUCGCAAGCGGAUGAGGAACAUCUCAGGUGCGAGAGUGCAUUAGAGAGUAAUAAAGACCUUCUCGAGGAACUAGAAACAAUAAAGAACGAGUAUAAGGGUGUGAAUGGUAGUCUCCAAGAAAGCGAAAAGGCAUUGAGAAAUGUGGAGAGUCUACUAAGCGAGUCUCAAUUGAGUACGAACUCAAGGAGAAAAAUGAGGAACAACGGAAGGAGGUUGCAGAUGCAAAGGUUCGUUCUUAGAGAGUUUUAUUGUCUAUUUAACACCACACAGGCAAAUCUAGAGUUAUUUAGACAAGAUGCUGAACGGACGCCAGAACUGGAGCAGGAGUGUAAAGAAAAAACUCUUUUGAUAGGGAAAGUAAGGCAUGAAGCUGUGAUUCUGAAUGAACAUCUCACGGAAGCAUUGAAACGCCUUAAAGAAUACAAUACUUCAGAUUCAGUCGAUCGUCAACUGAUGUCUAAUAUUCUCUUGCAAUUCGUGACAACACCUAGAUCGGAUGGAAAGAGAUUUGAAAUGUUAAACCUACUCGCAUCAAUUUUGAGUUGGAAUCAAUAUGAACGUGAGCAAGCUGGAAUCGCGCCUAAGAGCUCAAGAUACCCAAUACCUUCAUCACCUGACUCGCCUUCUUCAUACUUUAGACGGAGUACUUCAAGGACAAGACCUGCGAUGACGAAUAUAGAAGACAACGCAUCGUUUGGACAACUGUUUGUUGAAUUCUUGUUGAAAGAGACAGGUGCA